Ostertagia ostertagi is the source of this 270-nucleotide messenger RNA. The record is from the annotation of a GenBank genome assembly. Lineage: Eukaryota; Metazoa; Nematoda; Chromadorea; Rhabditida; Trichostrongylidae.
AUGCUCCUAAACAACGUAGGGAUUCUCGCGAACAGAUUGAACUACAAGUUGAAUGAGCGCUAUUAUUUGGAAGCAAUGAGUCAGAAACGAGGCAUUCGGGCUUAUUCUCUUGGUGAACGCUAUCAAAUUGCCGAAAAUAUUCGAGCAUGUCGGUUUUUCAACAGUACCGUGCUCUGGGUGGGAUUUCUAAAUAUGAUCGCCUCGCAAAGGCCUGAGGCAAUUUAUAGUACAGAUAAACUACGAAAAUGUGAGCCUCAGUGGGAACGAAUC